This is a messenger RNA of Argiope bruennichi, 4139 nucleotides long. RefSeq names its product A disintegrin and metalloproteinase with thrombospondin motifs 18-like. The record is from RefSeq and is a predicted model, not a curated record. Gene Ontology annotation, cellular component: extracellular matrix. Lineage: Eukaryota; Metazoa; Arthropoda; Arachnida; Araneae; Araneidae. Gene Ontology annotation, molecular function: metalloendopeptidase activity. The transcript has 26 exons. Gene Ontology annotation, biological process: proteolysis; extracellular matrix organization. Bases 1 to 3288 code for a protein of 1095 amino acids.
AUGUGGUGCAUCCCCGCGCUCGUUGGUCAGUUCCUCGGUGGGGACAGACCACCACUACUGUCCACUUUACUCUACCUCAUCAUUGGAUAUUUCACCUGCGCGCAGAGCUUAGCCCUUUCAUCUCUUCAUAAUAUUUUCACAGAAUCAGAAAAACUGGUUCUCUUAGGAUCAAAUAAAUCAGAUUUUUCUCAUAUAGAAAUUAUAGAAUCACCUAUAUUACACCUCCAAAAUUCAAAUAAAACAGAAAAUUACAAGAAUAGGAGGAAACUUCAACUUCACCUUAAUUCUCUAGGAGAGAAAUUUUAUUUAGACUUAUGGAGGAACCCAUCUCUGAGCACGUCGCUUCUGAAACCGAAGAAAUCGGAACAAAAGGAUUCUUGUUUCUACCAUGGGAAAUCCGUUGAACACAAAGACAGCUCCGCGGCUAUUGCAUUAUGUGAUGGCGUUAGAGGUUACAUUCAGACACCUGCCGCAUCCUAUGUUAUUCAUCCUUUGCCAGAACAUCUGAAACAACGAAUGAAAAACAAUAAAUAUGAAAAACCUCAUAUAGUUGUAAGAAGGGAAAUCUCACCAGACACAUUCUGUCCUCAUGCUCUGCGAAAGCACAAUCAAAUUUCUCUUAAAAACUCGACAAUGAAAACAGAGCCAGUACCUGAAGCCCUAAAUGAAACUCUCGCCUCCGAAAUGAAUGAAACCUCGGCUGAAAACAGAACCAGAGAACGAAGAUCCACAGCAUCUAAAUCUCCGACAAUAAUCGAGACAGCCGUCUUCAUCGACCAGGCGCUUUAUGAUCAGAUGAGGAGGACGUUUCCAAGCGACACAGAUAGACAGAUGACCACUUUUGUUCUGACCAUGAUGAACGCAGUACAACGAUUGUUCCAACAUUCUUCUUUGGGGAAAUCACCAGAAAUAAGAUUAGUACUCAUGGAGACAUUAAAAGUUCAACCUCAGGAACUUCGCCCUUCCGAUAACAUUGAUACAUACCUCACCAAUUUUUGUAUAUGGCAGCAUAACCGCCGACACUACGGCAGAGGGAAAUCACCAAGAUGGGACCAUGCGCUUUUAUUAUCUGGGAUUAACAUGUAUGUUGUUGACGAAAGUGGACGAAGAAAAAGGCACGUUGUAGGUUUGGCUCCCGUCAGUGGAAUGUGCAACCCCCUAAACAGCUGCACGAUCAGCGAAGGGACCAGUUUUCAAACAGUGCUUGUCGCAGCUCAUGAGAUGGGACACAGCCUGGGAAUGGAACACGACGGUCACCAGGACGGAAACCACUGCGAUUCAGAUACGUAUGUAAUGUCUCCAACCCUUGGUGCAGGGAAGACUACGUGGUCUUCUUGCAGCAAGCAGUACCUGGAAAAAUUCCUCAGAUCCCCUCAAGCAAGCUGCCUGCAAGCUCCCACACCCUACACCACGGACCUUCUUGAACCUCCCCCAGAAAAGCUUCCAGGACAAGUGUACGAUGCUGACUACCAAUGCACACUUCGAUACGGUGAUGGCAGUAGAAGAUCCAAUCUACAAACUUCAGAGGAAAUCUGCAGAAUGUUGAGAUGUGACACUGGCUAUGGCAGCAAGGGAGUGUCGUUUGCCGCGCAUCCAGCUUUGGAAGGUACAAGUUGUGGAAGAGACAAGUGGUGUCAAGGUGGUGUGUGCGCCCACAUGCAAAGGUCCGCCGGAACUCUGCGAGGAGGAAUAAUUGAUGGCGGUUGGAGUGCCUGGUCCUCCUACAGCCCUUGUACAUCGGACUGCGUCGCCAGAGGUUCUGUCCCAGCCGUGGGCAUCAUGGUAGCGACAAGGAGAUGCGACAACCCGCGCCCUCAGAACGGUGGACGCUUUUGUGUAGGAAAAGACAGAAGAGUUCUCACGUGUGACGCAACCAGGAUCUGUUCCUUGUCUACACGGAAAUUAAUGUUGGAUGAAUUCAUCAGCGACACAUGCCGCCAAGCUUCCUCGAGGGACAACACUCUAGAGAUUACCGGCACCCAGUUCCCUAGUCAAGAAAAUUCUCAUUCUUGUUAUGUUUGGUGUCACAAGAGAGGAGGAGGUUACAUGACCCAAGGUUGGACAAUACCAGACGGAACACCCUGCUGGCGGGGUUACAACAAUCAAAACAUGUACUGCGUGAAAGGGGAAUGUCAGCCUUUUGACUGUAACGGUUACAGCACAGACAGCGCAAAUGAUGUUCGUUGUUCGUCUACUUUAUCUGGAGCUUCUGCCUUGUCUCCUGCACCUCAAUCUCCUAUUUCCGAAAAUAGCUGGGGACCGUGGCACAAGGUCAGUCAGUGCCGGCCAUCUUGCAUGGUCAAAGGAAAAGGAUUCCAGUUGGUGUCCCGUGAAUGCAAUUCUGUUUCUGGAUGUCUUGGACAAAGAGAUACUUUCCAGCUCUGUGACGCUCCUACAUCAGCAAAUACCUGUGGUUCCAUUAAAUCUGUGGAUCAAUAUGCAAAUGAUGUUUGUCAACGGUAUAGAGUGAAAUAUCCCACAGUUUUAAGUGGUAAGGGAAGACAGUUGCCACCUCAACCAGGUAACCCGCAUUCCGCCUGCAUCGUCGCCUGCCAGGACCGCGUCUGGCAAGACACGCACUACCAGAUGGACGUGUACGAAGAUGGCAAAUUUCCAUUCGGGACAGACUGCAGCCCGGAUCACCGCACAAAAGCAUACUGCCUCAACGGCAGGUGCCUGCAAUUUACAGAUGAAGGCAUUCCUCUUAAUACUGAAACCACACAAAUGUACGAUAUCCGCAGGUACUUGAGUCGAAUCAGAAAGCGCGAUACAUCUGGCAUCAAUCAUGUGAUGAACAAUGUAGGCAAGGGCCAGCUUGUUGCCUACAAGAAGUGGUACACGGCAUACGGAAUGCAUAACGCAAAUAAAGUGUACAGCAGCAAGAAGCAGUGGAAAAACAAUGUGGCCCGUCUGGUGUAUGGUUGGGUGGUGGAGAUGUCCGAAUGCAGCGCUCCUUGUGGUGGUGGAUUUAAGAAUAUUACUGUAGUGUGCCAAACCGGCAAUACAGUGGUGGAUGAUGGAUUUUGCGCUACCAUCAACAAACCAGGCGAAACAGGAAUAUGGCCCUGUAAUACUCAACCAUGUUCAGGAAAAUGGCAAGAAGGCUUAUGGGAACCCUGUUCUGUAACUUGCGGGCAAGGAUUCCAGAACAGAGAUGUCGUCUGUGUGCAGCACGUUUCACAGAAUAUUUAUUCAAUGGUACAGAGCCAGUACUGCUCUAGUCCACCUCCACCUAUGACCAGAAAGUGCUCGGGUCCUCCUUGCGAAAGUUACGGCAACCACGUUUGACGAAUACCCAGCUUAGUUGAGAGACUGUAACGAAUUUCUGUAAUCAAAUGACUUCCAACGACUGAGGGCGGAUGAGAUCGAAAUUGUGAUAUUUUUCAAAGCAUUAUUUAGAUGACUGGAGGGGAACGGGGUACAGACAACUGUGGUUGGAGAACUAAUAAGAUCAAAAUGCAACAAACUAACAGCAACGCGCGCUUUCGAACACUAGUGAAUGAAAGCUAUCAGUGACCGCAAACUACUCAGUUAGCAUUAUUAUUACUUUUCACUUAUUUAUUUGAAAUCGCACCUUUCGCCUCAUGGAUAAAAUACUAAAACCCUAUGGAACUUGUCAAAAUGGGGUUCAUUCGUGUGAGUCACAGUCACGUGGUAAUUGCGCUGGCAUUUUCCACUCAGAUGCUAAUUGUCUUACAUUUUUCUCAUAGCAAUAAGCUCAGUAGGUUUUAAAAUGUGUGUAUGAUGUGCGUAAGCAUGAAUUGACGCCAUUGCAAGACUUGUUCUAUCGGAUUUUAGGACAUUCUCUGAGAUAUAUUUUUCAGCGUGGUAAUUUUAUGCAUCAUAAUUUUUAUACAUAAAGAUCAGAAGUAUGAAUUCGGAGUUGAAGAUAAAAUCAUUCGAAUUCUCAAAUAAAAGGAUAGUUAGAAUGAAGAAAAAUAAGUACUUUUUUAAUCUGAAAAUUUGAGUUUAAAUCCCCUAGAAGGUUGUCCCUGCUCAUUUUGCUCGUUUGAUAAAGACACCACUAUCGUUGAAAUCAUUUUUAAUUAAAAUAAAUAAUAAUAAAUUAGGAAUAAUUCCUAUUAGGAACUAUUUAAUAAAAUAAAUUUUUAAUUUCCUUCUUUUUAUUUCAAAUUUUC